Molecule: messenger RNA, 2074 nt
Organism: Magallana angulata
Lineage: Eukaryota; Metazoa; Mollusca; Bivalvia; Ostreida; Ostreidae
Product: dynactin subunit 2-like
Exons: 12
Coding region: 56-1258 (400 amino acids)
Biological process (GO): mitotic spindle organization
Cellular component (GO): centrosome; dynactin complex; cytoplasm
Source: RefSeq, a predicted model, not a curated record
GACUCUGACUUUGCAUGAAUAAUCUCCACUACUCAGCUACUGACAGACAGCAGAGAUGGCAGAUCCAAAAUAUGCAAAUCUUCCAGGAAUUGAUCACGACGCUCCCGAUGUCUAUGAAACAGAGGACUUGCCAGAAGAUGACCAGGCUAUGCAGUCACCACAGGAUGAAGGAAAUGAAAAUGUAGAAAACCUGGCAUUGGACACCAAAGCUGCCCUGGGAAAAUUCAAAGGUGCCCAAGUUAAAGCUGAGGGACUAGAUUUCUCUGAUAGAAUAAGUAGGUCCAGGAGAACUGGAUAUGAUGUUGAGAAGACAGAGUAUGAGAUGUUGGAGGAAGGCGCCAGUAAGAUAGAGACUCCCCAACAAAAGUUACAGAGACUCCAACAUGAGAUCCGCGAGCUUGGCGAGGAAGUCAACGCGAUCCAGGAAAACGUGAAGAAAGACGCCACGGCAGAGAAAAUCUCCCCGGUGGACAUCAGCAAACAGCUGGAGUAUCUACAGCACCAGCUUAAUGACCUUCACCUGGAGAAACUGUUGGGGCCAGAGGCCAAGGUCGACCUCUCAGAUCCUCAAGGUCAAUUAAAGAAACGCCUUCUGACUGAAUUGGCUGCUUAUAAACCAACGGAGGGUAAAGCACCAGCUGGGGCCAAAACCGACAGCAGUUGUGUGACCUAUGAACUGUUUUACAGACCAGAGCAGGCACAGUUCAGUAGAAAUGCCAGGGUGGCCAAGCUAGAAGAGAGACUAGAGAGGCUGGAGGCAGUGCUCGGGCAGGGAUCAGAUAAAGUGGGAAUCUUAACUGCUGACACAGACAACAAGGGUAUUGUGGAGUCUGUGGGGGUACUGAACUCCAAGCUGUCCCUGUUGGAGCCCAGUAACCUGGACCAGGUGGACGUCCGUCUGGCCAGUGUCCUACAGAAACUCAACCAGAUCGGAGAGAAGAAAUCAGGUCAAGCUGACCUCGAUAGACAAAAUAAGGUAACAGAGUUGUAUGAUAUGGUGAAGAAAUGGGACUCUAUAAGAGACACUUUGCCCCAUGUUGUGGACAGACUAGUGUCUCUCAAAGACCUUCAUGAACAAGCCCUACAGUUUAGUCAGCUGUUGUCACACCUAGACAAUGCCCAACAAGAGAUUACCACCACACUAGGGGCUCAUGGAGACAUGAUGAAAAAGCUGCAAGCAAUGUUCAAAGAAAACAGUGGCACAAUCCAAGCAAAUUGUGAGAGUCUAGACCAAAGAGUGAAAGCUUUGGGCAAAUGAAGUCCAUCUAUCUGUGUAACCGGCUUAUUCCAUUCAACCAUCUUAUGAAGUUUAAUAUGUACAUGUUCUAAUAAUUUAUUGGUGUCCUGGCCUUCAACAUUAGGAGCAAAGAAAGUAGCGUGAAGCAGGAUGAUGAAUUUCUGACCAAGGGCUAUUUAUCAUUGUGCUUAAGUGGUUGUAACUUGCCUUUAUAUUUUGCCUCAUUUACAUGAAUAAGAUUUUGACUUAUCAGAAUACUGUUAGUAUGAUUUAUUCUGCUCCAUUUAUUAAUUUUUAAGGAAGUCAUUAUAAAGAUAUGGGUACAUUUUACUUUACUGUGUAGUUACUAUGAUCAGCAUUUGGUGUGUAAACAAUUAAAUAUUAUAUAGUUUAUUAGGUUGACAGUAGUCUUUCUACUUUGACCCAUGACUCACAUGUUUUAAGUUUUUUGUUGUGGGUAUAUCAUCACCACUUUGGUUUUAAUUUUCACAGAAGGCUAUCUUAAAAAUUGAUUUAUAAAUUUGGAUUGUUGUACACGAAACAAGGAAGGAUGUUUGUAUUGUACACAUUGUAUGCAUACUUAAUUAAUUAAGGUAUGUCGCUACAUGUAUUGUAUUUCACUUUAUGAAGUUGUAUUAUUAUUCAGUGAUGCCAGUCACAUAUACACGUAACUGUUCAUUCAACAGUCCAUAUUAAUGUGCAAUAUUUUUUAAAACUUUCUGUGCUGGGAUGGAUGGCUACUUAUAUUUAGUGCUAUUUUUGGUAUUGUGGCAUGGAGAAAUAUUGGGCUGACUUCUUAUGUUAGAAUCUGACAAAUAAAGAAGAACAAAAUCUAUC